CACAAGUUCAACAAGGUGACACAUUCCUUGAUUACGUUGAAAAUCUUUGUGCAAAACAAUCGGCACAACCUAUAAAUAUUCUCGUUCAGAAGUUUACGAUGGCUACUAUAUCAGCAUGUGCCUUUGGCUUGGACUUAGAUGAAGACAUGUACAAAACAUUAAAUAAAGUAGACAAAAUGAUUUUUACACCAAAGUACAGCAUUGAGUUAGACAUGAUGUACCCUGGAAUAUUGGUGAAACUAAAUAAUUCAAAUUUCCCAAAAUUUUUAAAAGCAUUUUUCAACAAUCUUGUGAAAACUGUUGUUACCCAAAGAGGCGGAAAACCAACAAAUAGAAAAGACUUUAUGGAUUUGCUUUUAGAACUAAGACAAAAGAAAACGAUUGAAGCAUCAAAAGGAUCGGUUGAUGAAAAAGUAAGGACACUUGAGUUGACCGAUGAUGUCCUCGCAGGUCAAGCGUUUGCAUUCUACGCGGCCGGUUACGAGACUAGCGCCUCCACCAUGACAUACUUGUUCUAUGAAGUUGCAAAGCAUCCUGAGAUACAAGAUAAAGUCAUUGCAGAAAUUGACGAAGUUCUUAAAAAGUACGAUGGGGAAAUAACCUAUGAAUUUUUAAACGAACUGACGUAUUUGAACCAGGUAUUUGAUGAAACUUUAAGAAUGUAUCCAGUUGUAGAUCCUUUGCAACGCAAUGCUGAAAUGGACUACGUAAUCCCAGGUACUAAUACUAAAAUCAGGAAAAGACAAACUGUGCUAGUAAGCGCUUUGGCCAUCCACCGUGAUCCUAAAUAUUAUCCGAAUCCGGGUAAAUUUGAUCCUGAACGUUUUACAACAGAGAAUAAGAAAAACAUACACUCAGGUGCUUAUAUGCCAUUCGGAACAGGUCCAAGAAAUUGCAUAGGAAUGCGGUUUGCUAAGGUGCAGUCCCUAGUGUGCAUCGUCAAAUUCUUCACCAAAUUCCGCGUGGAACCUACCAAGAAUACACCAGCUGAAGUGGAAUUAGAUCCUAUGCGUCUAGUUCUGUUUCCCCGCGGAGGAAUCGAACUAAAUGUUAUACGUAGAUAGAUGUUGAGAUUAACUUUAUUGAUGGUACAAUAUUUGAUUUUAUCUCUUAUGGGAAUUUGGACGAUAGUCGUUGCGAACUGGGAAGAGGUUUUUGAUUGUUUGAUUGACUGUACAUAUUUCUUUUUAUUAUUGUAAAAUGUUAUUGUGUUAGUAUUAAAAUGUAUUGAAAAAUA
This is a messenger RNA of Papilio polytes (common Mormon), 1237 nucleotides long. Its product is annotated as cytochrome P450 6B4-like. Bases 99 to 1064 code for a protein of 321 amino acids. Gene Ontology annotation, molecular function: monooxygenase activity; iron ion binding; heme binding. The transcript is spliced from 3 exons. The record is from RefSeq and is a predicted model, not a curated record. Lineage: Eukaryota; Metazoa; Arthropoda; Insecta; Lepidoptera; Papilionidae.